UGUUGCCUUCGUCUGGACCUUAGACCAUACAGAAUGAAGUUAUUUUAACGGAUUACGCCGUUAUAGUGGUCAAAAACAUUCAAAUAGUGUUCCACGAUUUUUCCUUAAAAUCGAUAGAAACGGUGUACCUUCGUAAGUGUAUGUCGUGUCAAAACUGGGAUUUUUUCAUCUGGACAUAUGGCAAGGUUAGACUUCCAUGCACUGAUUGACAGUUCAAAAAUGACAGUACAGUCAAGAGAAAACUCAUCACAUUGCCUGACAUAAUUGAUACCUGAUGAUAACAAACAAGAAAUAACAGCACUGUCCAUUGGCUGGCACUCUCAGCCUUUGUCCUAUAUUUAAGAAGGACAAACAAUUGAAGAUGAACGACCUUUCUCCGCACUUGAUAUGCAAUGGAAUUGAUAACAAUCGAAGUAAGAUCGCGCAUACGUUCUUGCAACAUAUUCAUCUUGACUCGGGACAUUGUGGAAAAAAGUGCGAUACAGUUGAAGCUCAAAGAAUCUGUGAUAAUUCUUCAAAUUGGAAGCCAAACAAAAUUUCUACCACUGCAUUUUAUAAAAAUUAUACCAAAAACUCUUUCUUCGUUGACUGUUGCCGACAACUGGAUCUCGCUCAGAGUACAGACCCAACCGAUCGAAGGUUCAUAUGGAUCAUUCAAAACUGAGAUAGUUUCUACACCUGGAGAUUCGAUCACUGAUUUUCCAAGCAAUCCCAUGAAUAUUGAACACCGAUUAAAAGAAAAAAACUGUUGCCUGCGAUGCUCACGUUGUAAGAAUGACAUCACUAAAGUAGUUUUCUUCAAACGAGUGCUACCCUUACCCUCAAAUAUCUGUGAACCGAGUGAAUGGUUUUGUUGCAAUCAUGAUGGCAAUGAUUACUCAGUUAUCCCAGACCCCAAGGAGUCGGAUUGUUUUUACGAAAAGGAUUACAGACUGUUGAACAAGGCAAUUUUUAAGAAGGAACUGAAAAUCGAUGAAGAUAGUCAAACAGUCACGUGCAAUAGAUGUUUAUCUACACUUGGGGGUCAUUCUACAUAUAAAGAUAGCAUUAAGAUAUGGAAUUGCUGCAUAGAAUUUAAAUUUUCAGAUGAUGAAUCUGACAUUGAAAAAGCUUCAGAUCCAUUGCAAGAUUUCAUCUCAAUUGUUAGCAAUCGAACCGAUAUCUUCACGGGUAAUCGAAUCGUAGUCGAAACUUUGGAUGGUGAACGUUCCCAUUACCUGAUUUUGCAGGUAAUGGAUAAGAAUUUAGAAUUAUUAAUAGAGAAGGAUUGUGCCAUUUUAAAUAAAGCUGAUACAAUUGAAUUGGCAUCUAGUCGAGUGACCAAACUUUUAUACAAGUACACAGAAAAUGAGACAGAGAUGAAAAGCUACUGUGUUGAUAUAGAACGGUGUCAAGUAGCUUUGCCAGUCAUGCUGGCUGCUGUUGAUCAUCUUUCAUCAUCCACAAAACGAUAUCCUCCGUCGUACAGAAUUAUUGAUAAAUAUUUUGUAGGGUUUGUUUACUUAUAACGAUACUUCGACAAAGACCCAUUCUUACUUGUCUUCGGCUUAAUUAUUAUAGAUAAGUCCAUAUGAAGAAAAAUGGCCUGGAAUUUUAACAAUUAUUUAAUAUUACUGCUUGUUAAUUUUUUCCUUUUUUUCUGAAGUGUGUAAGGAAAUAUGAGCAGAUGCCAAUUCAAAUAGUCACAAGUACGGAAUUGAAUCACUUUUUCUUUCAGGAUUUCUAAGUUGACAAUGCUAUCGGUUCUCUUGCAUUGCGCAAUUAUAUGUAUCGAUUAUUGAAAACUUUGUCGUUAGCUGUUCAUGUUUCAUCUUUUCAUAACCAACUCAUUCAUUAAUGUCAAUGUUGACUGUUUCAAGAAAAUUCAUGGAACUAACUGAUGAUACCGACUUUGAAGAAAUAGAAACAUUAAUUUCAAUUGACAAUUACAUUACUGGCAGCAUAAACAAAUGUUCAGAUAUUAUGUAUGAGUACAGCCAGACCCCGGAAUAAGUGCUCCUGCAAUCAGCUAGUUUCCUCCGUUUCUCAGUCAAUUUCAGGAACAGGAGGCCUUCUCUCCCACUGAGACUUUGGCUUCAGUUGAACUUUGUAUCCCAACCUAUGAAUAAGCAUGCCUAGUUAAACAAAUUAUUGAUUAUUGAGAAGUCACGCAUUAAAAUAAAUAAUUAGAGACAAACGAAGCAGAGGGACGUGAGGAAUAGCAUGUGGUAGGGGUAUAGCGAUUCUCAAAAAAAAAAUUUCUCCUUGCCAGUCUAGGCGCACUUAUUCCGGGGUCAGACUUUAUAUAAAAUGACAGUGUUUCAGUGAGGACUAUGAAAAAUGAUGUUUAAGCUAGUUAAUAUUUAGAGAGCAGGGCGCUGGACGGCUGUUUUCAAUGACAUCAAAAAAUGCCACACAGGUGUUUGUUUAAUUUAGCAUUAUCUUGAGAGAACAUUGUGUCUCUGUCUCUCUUCCAUGAACAUAAGUGAGUACUUAUAAAAUUUUAUUAUUUAUGAGCCAUAUUUAUUUAGGUAUUGGA
Messenger RNA from Diprion similis, 2518 nucleotides. RefSeq lists its product as uncharacterized. The transcript has a single exon. Gene Ontology annotation, cellular component: nucleus; ubiquitin ligase complex; cytosol. Lineage: Eukaryota; Metazoa; Arthropoda; Insecta; Hymenoptera; Diprionidae. Gene Ontology annotation, molecular function: ubiquitin conjugating enzyme binding; cyclin binding; ubiquitin protein ligase activity. Gene Ontology annotation, biological process: proteasome-mediated ubiquitin-dependent protein catabolic process; protein monoubiquitination; protein autoubiquitination. Bases 393 to 1508 code for a protein of 371 amino acids. The record is from RefSeq and is a predicted model, not a curated record.